Messenger RNA from Oryza sativa Japonica Group (Japanese rice), 1292 nucleotides. RefSeq lists its product as uncharacterized. The record is from RefSeq and is a predicted model, not a curated record. Gene Ontology annotation, cellular component: cytosolic large ribosomal subunit; ribosome. Gene Ontology annotation, molecular function: 5S rRNA binding; structural constituent of ribosome. Gene Ontology annotation, biological process: translation. NCBI's taxonomy places the organism in Eukaryota, Viridiplantae, Streptophyta, Magnoliopsida, Poales, Poaceae.
CAUUCCUCCCUCCUCCCCCCAAAAACCCCUACACCCCACACGCCGCCGGCCGCCAUGGCCAUGCUGCUCCGGCGACCCCUCCACACCCUUCCCAUCCUCCCCCUCCUCGGCCGCCACCUCUCCUCCUCCUCCGCCGCCGCGGAGGCGGUCACCGCGGACCACCACCACCACCACGACGCGGACCUCCUGUCGCCGCCGUUCGACUACCUCCCGGGCCACCCGCGGCCGGACGCGAAGCACGACGAGCUCAUCCUCGCCGUGCCGCGCGCCUCCUCGGGGCGGCACGUGGCGGCCAAGGAGCGGAAGGCCGGGCGGGUGCCGGCCAUCGUGUUCGAGCAGGAGAACGGGCAGGAGGGCGGCAACAAGCGGCUGGUGUCCGUGCAGUCCAAGCAGAUCCGCAAGCUCGUCGACCACCUCGGCCGCUCCUUCUUCCUCUCCCGCCUCUUCCGCCUCCAGGUCUGGUCCGAGCACGCCGGCCAGGGGGAGCUCAUCGAGAGCGUCCGCGUCCUUCCCCGCAAGGUACACUUACAUGCAGGAACUGAUGAGCCUCUGAAUGUGACAUUCAUGAGAGCCCCUUCUUCAGCCCUACUCAAGAUAGAUGUUCCUUUGAUGUUCAUCGGAGAGGAUGCAUCGCCUGGUCUCAGGAAAGGGGCUUACUUCAACACCAUAAAACGAACUGUCAAGUAUCUGUGCCCUGCUGACAUAGUGCCACCAUACAUUGAGGUGGAUUUAAGUGAGUUGGAUGUCGGACAGAAACUGUUGAUGCGUGAUCUCAAAGUUCACCCAGCUCUGAGGUUGCUUCAGUCACCGGAACAACCCAUCUGUAGCAUUAUAGGAUCAAGAGCACCUGAUCAGAAGAAGUCAAAAUAACUAGUUUUGUUUGUAUUAACUGGUUUCACAGAAUAAGCUCUGCAUUUUUUUUUAUGUUCAUGUGUGUUAUCCAGGCCUUGAUUGUUCUCCUACAAUGAAUACUAGGAUGACUUGUAGCCAGGGACCACUAUACCUGAGGAAUGCAUGAUUUGAGGAGCCAGGUGCUGCAGCUAGAGUAACUGCCGAAAUGUCCGGAAAAUGGUUUUGCCAGUUAGUCACAGACUUACACUAUGCUGUUUUGUUUUGGAAUAGCCAUUUGCAAAUCUGAUGGAAUUACGCAGAGUGUUCUUCUACAUGUAUAAUGAAUGGUUAGGGAAAGAGACUAAGUAUAUGUUUUGCCGUUGCCAAGUAAUUACUGUGUCCAGUCUUGUAUCUACAUGAUCACACACCACUCCAUAAUCUCGACUGUUCUUAUUACGCAA